GCGUCACGUGCCGCCGAGCGCGACCAAUAGCCGCGCUCGGGCGGCCGCCGGCGCGAGGGGGGCGCGCCGCUCUCCACCGCUCGCCAGUCCACGAGAGAACAGCGCGCGGAUAGGACGCGCAUCGCGUCCUCACCAACAACACGAGUUUCACCGAAAACCGGUCCAAUGCUUCGUGUCGCGUUAUAGUGUAUAGUGCCGUCGCAAUGAGUGCGUGGACGGAGGAUGUGUUAUCCUGGUGCGAUGACCGAUUAGGACUCACCGAACUGCCGAGCACGACCAGGAGAAAACAACGUAGCGCGCCGUACAGACUACAUCGGCCGCAUUUGCCCGCACCUCACGUGCCAGAAACACCGCCGGAGCCCCAAGGAACGCACAUAUCAAGGUUGUAUCCGGAAUUGUUGGCGUUGAUUUUUGAGAGGCUACCGGUGCGGGACAGAGGACGGGCAGCUCAAGUUUGCCGCGCUUGGAAAGAUGCGGCGGACAGGCGAUCUGUGUGGCGAGGAGUCGAAGCUGCUUUACAUCUUAGAAGACCAGCACCAGUGUUAUUCGCGUCGUUGGCCAGACGGGGAGUGAGGAAACUACAGGUACUAUCGCUGAGGAGAGGAUUAAGAGAUGCAGUCAUAGCGCUUCCAGGAUUAGAAUCACUGUCGCUUAGUGGAUGCUACAGUGUAACGGAUGCAGCAUUGGCCAGUGCAUUUGCAGCUGAACUACCAGCGUUGAAGAGAUUAGACUUAUCGCUAUGCAAACAAGUGACAGACUCGUCGCUUGGCAGGAUAGCUCAAUCACUAAAAAACUUAGAAGAACUAGAACUCGGUGGGUGUUGCAAUAUAACGGAUACAGGGUUACUUCUUAUAGCUUGGGGUCUUAGGAAACUUCGUCGUCUAAACCUAAGAUCCUGCUGGCAUGUAAAUGAUGCUGGUAUAGCCCACCUGUGUGGCGGAGGAGAGGCGAGAGGGACGCCUGAGUUGGAGUACCUGGGACUACAAGACUGCCAAAGGUUAACGGAUGAAGCUCUAAAGCAUACUGCAAUUGGUCUUCCUAAACUGAAAUCUAUAAAUCUAUCUUUCUGCGUAGCCGUUACGGAUGCAGGAUUAAGACAUUUGGCGCGACUACCGCAUUUAGAAGAUAUUAAUUUAAGAGCGUGUGAUGGCGUUUCGGACGCUGGUGUUGCCCACUUAGCUGAGAGCGGACGAUUGAGAGCAUUAGAUGUGUCUUUCUGCGAUAAAGUUGGCGAUGAAGCACUUUCGCAUGCUACUUUAGGUUUGUCAGGGCUACGUUCCCUCUCAUUGAGCGCCUGUCGCCUCACAGAUGAGGGCUUAGAACGAGUCGCCAGGUUAUCACAACUAGAAACACUAAAUAUAGGGCAGUGCACCCGUGUCACAGACAGAGGAUUACGCGCUCUAGGUGACGGACUACAGAAUUUAAAGGCAAUAGACUUGUACGGGUGUACGUGUAUAACUCCGCAAGGCUUGGACCAUAUAGUAAAGUUGCCUCGGCUUAGUGUACUUAACCUCGGCCUGUGGCAUGUGCGGUGACCACACACACAUUAGUCUGUGUUUACGUGUGCCUGUGUGAGUGAGACGGCCAUGUUGAAGUGAAGGAGCGCCAAGGUUGUAUACUCUGGACAGUGGAUAAAGGAAUUUAACCAAUUUUAAGAUAUUAUAACGAAUUAUUGUUAGGAAGUGGGGUUGCUUUCUUUUAAAAUGUUCUGUUUUGCGGCCAGUUGUGUUUGUCGUUGAAUUGUUUGUUGGAAAGUAUUCUGUGAUUUCAACUUUUUGUAUGUUUUUACUUGCGUUGUCUCAAGAGAGUUCCCCCAAUGCCUAGUCGAUACUUAUAUUGAGUCAGAUCUUUUUAAAUUUGUGAAUUUUCUUCUUGUUUACUUACUUUGUUUUGCCGUUUCUAUUAAACUGCGAUGACGUAAUAACUGAUUAAUGAUUCAUUACUUUUGUAACAAAUAUCUAUUACUACUUUAAAGAGAUCUGGUUAUUCAAUAUAAUUGCUCCAUUAGUUAGGUAGACAUUUAGCCAUUCUUCAAAUUAAUGUUGUCUUCAAUUCGACAUCAUGCAGCAGGAAUGUAAUUAUAAGAAAAUCGUUUAUUUUCAUGUUUCUAACACUCUCUCUUUAUUUCAUUUUAUAAUUUUUAAUACAAUAAUAUCAUGUUGGUAAAAUACAUAUUUUGUUGCUUUGCUUUGUUCAUUGUAACUCCAUCUACUUAUUCAUAACAACGUAAAAUCUUCAAUAAACGUAAUCUGAUGUAUUUUGUUUUGUAUUUUUGCCAAUAGAAUAUCUUGAAAUACUCGUGUGAACAACUAAGAUCUAAAUUAUAAUUUGUUUUCGAUCUAGAUUUAAAACUCAUUCUACUAAAAUGAAUUUAUUUGAACGCUUGACGUUUUUAUGAAUAAAGUACUUACCAUUGAUAUUGACUUAAAAAGCAACUAAAAUGAACAAUAAUUUUACUUGCACUAUAGACAAGUAAAAAAUAUAGAAGGCUGUGUAGGUAAUUUAAAAUGUUUUAAAAUCUUCUAUAUUGUCUUAUUGCUUUCAAAUGACACUGUGGAUUUUUACAUUUUGAAAAAGAAAAAUAAUAUUUAAAAUAAUUUAUAUUUCUUUAUAGAAAUGUUGUAAAUCUAUAAAGAUAGAAAGGUCUACGAUAAAAUAUUACUGAACAUAAUUUGUACCUACUUACCAAAGAGUUUGCGUUUAAUACGAAAAGACAAAAUAAAAAUAACUUUGCAAUUACAUUAGUCAAACAUCGAUUUAGAUUUAUAAUAAUCACACAUUAAUAAAACAACACUAUGUAUAGUGGACUAA
This is a messenger RNA of Achroia grisella, 2811 nucleotides long. It is a transcript of the gene Ppa, whose product is annotated as F-box/LRR-repeat protein 14. NCBI's taxonomy places the organism in Eukaryota, Metazoa, Arthropoda, Insecta, Lepidoptera, Pyralidae. Bases 204 to 1535 code for a protein of 443 amino acids. The transcript has a single exon. The record is from RefSeq and is a predicted model, not a curated record. Gene Ontology annotation, cellular component: SCF ubiquitin ligase complex. Gene Ontology annotation, biological process: SCF-dependent proteasomal ubiquitin-dependent protein catabolic process. Gene Ontology annotation, molecular function: protein binding.